Dovyalis caffra is the source of this 681-nucleotide messenger RNA. The record is from the annotation of a GenBank genome assembly. NCBI's taxonomy places the organism in Eukaryota, Viridiplantae, Streptophyta, Magnoliopsida, Malpighiales, Salicaceae.
AUGGAGAUAGAUGCAGAGGUCAAAGAUAGCUCCCUUGUUCUGAUCAAGCAAGGAGCUGAAGCGAGGGUUUUUGAGUCAAACUUUGUUGGAAGGAGGUCUAUUAUCAAGGAACGUUUCUCAAAGAAGUAUAGGCAUCCAACUCUGGAUUCUAAACUUACUCUCAAGCGUUUAAAUGCGGAAGCUAGAUGCAUGACAAAGGCAAGACGACUGGGGGUGUCAACACCUGUGUUGUAUGCAGUGGAUCCACUUCUGCAUGCUUUAACAUUUGAGUAUGUUGAGGGUCCUUCUGUGAAAGAUGUCUUCCUUGAAUUCGGAUUACAUGGUGUUGUGCAAGAACGAUUGGAUGACAUUGCAAUGCAGAUUGGCAUUUCAGUUGGAAAACUACAUGAUGGUGGUCUUAUUCAUGGUGAUUUGACCACAUCAAAUAUGCUCAUUCGGACUGGUACCAAUCAAUUGGUCCUUAUUGAUUUUGGCCUGAGCUUCACAUCAACCCUUCCUGAAUACAAAGCUGUUGAUUUAUAUGUGCUGGAACGAGCUUUACUUUCAAUGCAUUCUUCAUGUGGGAAUGUGAUGGAUUGCAUACUUGCUGGGUACAGGAAGUCCUCAAAGCAGUGGUCAUCUAUAUUGAACAAGCUUGCUCAAGUUCGGCAAAGGGGUCGAAAGCGCACCAUGAUUGGAUGA